CGUGUCUUCAAAUGAGCUGAGAACUGGGACUGAACGUGCCGUGUGGGCUUUCCUAGUUCUAAUGUGGCAGUGAGUAAGUUGAAUGUAAUUAACUAUUAUUCAGUUUUAAGGAAACAAAAUUCUCAAGAGAAAUUGGAAAGUCCACACCAACUGAGAAAAGAAAGAAAAAGACACACUUUAUUAAAGAAGAAAAAUACAUUUACAGCGCUAGGAGAAGCAACACAUCAGCUCUACAAGCGUUCAGUGAAGGCUCUCAAACCUUCUUAUUGUGGGCUGGACUGUGGCAUACUUACCCUCACUUCUAGAACAUUCCCUCAGGCUGCUCAGCAGACUCUUCCUGCAGAGGGUGCAAACCGGUCAUCAUGUCUCCAGCCAGUGAUGUUUAUCUCAUUACGGGAGCCUGUGGCUUCCUGGGAGAGAGGAUCUGCCGGCAGCUCCUGGAGGAAGAGCAGGGACUCGCUGAGAUCCGACUCUUUGACAAGAAAUCCAAGCCUGAGCUUGUCCAGUCCCUUCAAGCAUCCACAAGUCAGACCAAAGUGAGCAUGUUCGAGGGGGACAUCAGAGACAGCGAGCUACUGAGGAGAGCCUGUCGUGGAGUGACCCUGGUUGUCCACACUGCAUCUAUCAUUGACAUCGUCGGAGCUGUGGACUACAGUGAACUCCAUGGUGUUAACGUGAAAGGGACCCAGCUCCUGCUGGAAGCCUGCAUCCAGGAGAGCGUGGCGUCCUUUGUCUACACCAGCAGCAUCGAGGUGGCAGGCCCCAACCCGCAGGGCGACCCAGUCAUCAACGGUGAUGAGGACACGCCCUACCCCGCCCGUCUCAAGUUCCCAUACAGCAGAACCAAGCAGGAGGCGGAGCAGCUGAGCCUUCGGGCGCACGGAGAGCCCCUGCGCAACGGGGGCCGGCUGGCCACCUGCAUCCUGCGGCCCAUGUACAUCUACGGCGAUGGCUGUCCCUUCCUCAUCCUCCACAUGGCUAACGGCAUCCGCAACGGCAACGUGCUGCUGCGCACGUCCCGGCGCGAUGCCAAAGUCAACCCCGCGUACGUGGGGAACGUGGCCCUCGCCCACCUCCGCGCCGCGCAGGCCCUGAGGGACCCCGAGAGGAGGGCGGUGGUUGGGGGGAACUUCUACUUCAUUUCGGACGACACGCCGCCCGUCAGCUACUCGGAUUUCAACCACGUGUUGAUGUCGCCGCUGGGGUUCGGCAUCCAGGAGAAGCUUCUCCUGCCCUAUCCCCUCCUCUUCUUCCUCUCCUUCCUCAUGGAGCUGCUCCAGUGGUUGCUCCGCCCCUUCCUGCGGUACUGCCCACCGCUGAACCGGCAGCUCUUAAUCAUGGUCAACACGCCCUUCACGUUUUCUUAUCGGAAAGCCCAGAAAGACAUAGGGUACACUCCCCGCUAUAGUUGGGAGGAGUCACACAAGCGCACCACUGAUUGGCUGGCCACCCUCCUGCCUCAGGAGAGAGAGCGAAUCAAGACUCACUGACCCCUCAAUUGAAAACGUUUGGGGAAUCGGCCACAGCAAUCAUAUAUACAUUUUUUUGUCUGGUUACUUUCUGUGGUGAUACUGUAGCUAUUUCCCACCCUUCAAGUAUAUAAUAUGUAGAGACAGCAAUGCCAAUAGAACCCUAUGGGGAGCACAUCAGAACCAGGAAGUACAAAUAUUUCGCUGAACAGCCAUGUUCAGUUGUGUCCUUGGUUACACGCUUAAUCACGUGUACAACGACGAUAGCUCAGACAUAGACUAAAAUAAAUAAAAAAUUAAUAUCCUGUGAUUUUUUUAACUAAUGUAAUGUACAGAGUUAACAUCAAUAUUUUAGUGGAAGUAUUCUAUUUUUGCUGUGAAAAAUGAAUGGAGCCCAAUGGGGUGACAUAGCUCAUGAGGUAAGAGCGGUUGGCUGGCAGUGGGAGGGUUGCCGGUUCAAUCCCCCGCCCUGGGCGUGUUGAAGUGUCCCUGAGCAAGACACCUAACCCCUAAUUGCUCCCAACGAGUUGACUGGUACCUUGCAUGGCCGCCUUUCACCGUUGGUGUGUGUGUGUGUGAGAAUGGGUGAAUGAGAGGCAUCAACUGUAAAGCGCUUUGGAUAAAAGCGCUAUAUAAAUGCAGCCCAUUUACCAUUCAAUGGGGAAACUUGCUUUUUGAGCGAAAAUAGAUAGAUCAUAGAUAUCAGCAGGGGGCGACAUUACAUCUAGUGCUGAGUUUGAGAACCGAAAGCUGGCCCCUUGUUCCCACCCCAGUAGGGGCAAACAGUAUCUUAUGUGUGAUACAUAAAUAUGUGAUACAUAAAGUGAUAUAUAAAGGAUCAAUGUGGUUGGGGACAGAAUUAAAGAUUUGUUUUUGAUGGCUUGUAGAACUCUGCAUGUGUGUAUGAAUCUUAUUACAAUUUCAACACUGUGUUUAAAAAUGUCUCUCUUUGUAACACAUAAAUUGUAUACUUGUAACACAAAAGUAGUAACUUUGACACAAAAUGUGUUGAAAGCAACACAAAAUAUGUGACACAAAAAGUGUGUUGGAUAUUAACACAUCCUUGGGGAUAAUAAAGACUCAACUAACUAA
This is a messenger RNA of Anguilla rostrata (American eel), 2561 nucleotides long. RefSeq names its product 3 beta-hydroxysteroid dehydrogenase/Delta 5-->4-isomerase-like. The record is from RefSeq and is a predicted model, not a curated record. Lineage: Eukaryota; Metazoa; Chordata; Actinopteri; Anguilliformes; Anguillidae. Gene Ontology annotation, molecular function: 3-beta-hydroxy-Delta5-steroid dehydrogenase (NAD+) activity. Bases 363 to 1490 code for a protein of 375 amino acids. Gene Ontology annotation, biological process: steroid biosynthetic process. The transcript has 4 exons.